UCACCACCCCAGAAGGUCAUGAUAUUGCCAAGUGCGAUUUCUGCCCACUAUCCCAGAGAGUUCAUGUUAUUGACGAGUGCAACGAGGUGCUCGAGUAUUUAAACCCACAUGUCGGUCUGAUGAGGAACAGUUGAUGUUCAGUUACUGAGGAAGAUGGUCGUGUCUGGAGAGAUGACUUGUAUACAGUGCACGAUAGUGGGAGACAAGAAGGUGGGGAAGUCCACAAUCAGUAGAGGUCUGUGUGAGACUGAGGGGGUUCUGGACAUACACAAUAACAACUACCAGUCUACAAUCUUUGACAAUAUUGCCGGAACUACCAAUGUUGAAGGAAAAGAUGUACCUAUUAGCUUAUUUGACUGUUCAAGUGAGACGGAACAUUCUGCAAUCAGAGAAUUUGCUUACAAGGACAGCAAUGUGUUCAUUCUGUGUUACAGUGUGGUAGACAGGACUUCUUUAGUGAACAUCAGGGACAAAUGGAUUCCAGAAAUCCGAAAAUUUCUUGGCAAAAAAUUUAAACUGUUGGUGGUAGGGACACAGACAGACAUACGUGAUUCCGUGUGUCUGGACCAGGACCCGCCAAUCAAUAAAACCGAAGGUGCUGACUUUGCGCGCCAAAUUGGUGCGGACUAUUUCAUGGAGUGUAGCUCCACAUCUCCGUCCACUUUUUGUGACAUUUUCAAACAUGUGGCCAUGAUCGGCAAAAAGACAAAACGAAGGCGAUCUCCUGUAAAUCUAGUUCGAAGACUGCUGGGUACAAAUUAGAGAUACCUCAAACUUUUGUAAUCUUAUUCUAGUCAAAAGUCAUCCACCGUGUGUCAUUUAUGAUCGUUUUCAACUUUCGUUAUUGUUUCCACUUUUAUGAUCGUGUUUAUGAGAUACAUGAAUUAAACAUGGCUUGAACACUUA
This is a messenger RNA of Ostrea edulis (European flat oyster), 906 nucleotides long. Its product is annotated as rho-related protein racL-like. NCBI's taxonomy places the organism in Eukaryota, Metazoa, Mollusca, Bivalvia, Ostreida, Ostreidae. Gene Ontology annotation, biological process: small GTPase-mediated signal transduction. The transcript has 2 exons. Gene Ontology annotation, molecular function: GTPase activity; GTP binding. The coding region runs from base 154 to 762 and encodes 202 amino acids. The record is from RefSeq and is a predicted model, not a curated record.